CUGGCAUAUGGAGAAGUUCCUAAGAGCUCUGCAUACAAUUUUACACAACAUGCCAGCAAGACGGGAGGGUUUCUGUAAUCUCACAAAGUCCAAAAUCUUCGCUUUGCCUUUUUGUGGUCACCGCUGGGUCGAGAACCUCCCAGUGGCGGAGAGGGCCCUUGUCAUCUGGCCAGAUAUGAUGAAGUAUGUUGAGACUGUUAGCACCAAAAAGCUUCCUAACCCUGGGACGUCCUCCUAUGAUAACAUUGAGGCGGCAACCAAAGACCCUCUCAUUCUGGCAAAGCUUCACUUUUUCAUGGCAGUGUGUCGAAGUGUAACACCUUUCCUUACCAAAUACCAGACUGAUGAGCCUGUGCUGCCUUUCAGUGGUAAUGACUUGGCUGAACUGCUGAAGAGUUUGCUGAGGCGAUUCAUCAAACGAGAACUUCUCAAUGAUGCCACACCUCAGCAUUUGGUCCGGCUUGAUGUUAGUGACACGCAGUCCAGGGUUCAUCUAAGAGCUGUUGAUAUUGGCAUUGGAGCUGAGGCUGCAAUAAAGGUAUUUAGGAAAUACAUCAUGUGUAACCAGGCUGUUCCUGGUGUCCCUGUUGUUAGACUGGUCUACUCAGCCCCUCACUGGAUUAGCUAGAAGGAAAGAGGAGGGAGAGGAAGCUAUUUACUUAAUUUAGUCCCCAUUUAUCCUUAGGAACGUCAGCGGCAGAGUAGAUCCACAGAGGAACUUUCUGUCCUCCAGUUCAGAAAGGAAUGCAUGGAGGGUCUGUCCAAAAUUAUGAAGAAGAUUCAAGAGAAGAGCCCUUUGAAAUUCCCAACUGUAAGACAAAUGACUUGUCUUAACCCAGCCAUGAUGUAUUCGGAUCCUGAAUUGUGUCAGGGCCAGAUUAAGUGUCUAGUCAAAAGGUUUCUCCAAGACAAGCAGUUAGACGGGGUUGCUACAGGUGGUCUGAUCAUUCAGCAAUUUUCACAAUUGUUGUCCCUGGAGGUGAGGAUGAGAAGUUCCUGUCCUUCAAGCCCCUCGAGAAGAGGCUGGAUGUGUUUCUCCAUCCUUAUAUAAGUCAGCCCUACUCACAGCUCUGAGCUUUCAACAGAAACCUUCUGCUCCUCUCCCAUGGGCAGGCUAUGGUGGAGAGGGGCUUCUCUAUCAAUAAACAAGUAGAAACUUGUAAUAUCCAAGAGGACACUUUCAUUGCACAAAGAGUUGUGUGUGAUUACGUGUCCAUGCAUGGAGGUGUUACCAGGGUGCCCCUCACACCAGAGCUCCUGUCUUCAGUCACAUCAGCAAGGGUGAGGUACAGGAUGCAUCUCGAAAGUGAACGAAAGAAAAAAGAAUCUCAAGCACAUAGUCAAAAAAGAAUAAUGAUUGAGGAGGAGUUGGAGCAGCUAAAAAAGACAAGACAGACCAUCCAGGAAGUUGCGGAGCAUCUGAAGAGGGAUGCAGACAAGAUGGCAGAGGAGGCUGAGGGCAAACAAGGCAGCAAAAUGGCAGAGCUAAUUGCCAAGUCAAACGCAUUGAGAAGAAGCCACAAGCAGAAGUUGACAGAACUUGUGAGUCUGG
Molecule: messenger RNA, 1552 nt
Organism: Rhinichthys klamathensis goyatoka
Lineage: Eukaryota; Metazoa; Chordata; Actinopteri; Cypriniformes; Leuciscidae
Exons: 3
Coding region: 8-628 (206 amino acids)
Source: RefSeq, a predicted model, not a curated record